Molecule: messenger RNA, 2784 nt
Organism: Sinocyclocheilus anshuiensis
Lineage: Eukaryota; Metazoa; Chordata; Actinopteri; Cypriniformes; Cyprinidae
Exons: 8
Coding region: 1-2784 (927 amino acids)
Biological process (GO): microtubule anchoring
Cellular component (GO): centrosome
Molecular function (GO): microtubule binding
Source: RefSeq, a predicted model, not a curated record
AUGCCAGUCAUGAACAUGUCAGGCUUAUUGAGCAAGGCAGGUUUGAGGAGGCUGUUAUCAUCAGAUGAAGUGUGGACUUUAGGAAGGAAGAGGCACCAAGUUGAAUUCGUCCCGGCCGAGCAGGAUAUUCUGCAAGUCGCAGAAUCAAAUAAUCCUCCAGCCAGUCCCUCUCACAGGUACAGCCGACAGAACCAGGCUUCCCUUCACCUUAUCAGCCCAGAAAGAAUCGGCAAGACUGAAGGUGGAAACACUUCAUGUCAGCGUGACUCUGUGAAGGCUGUGAAAUCAGGACCUGAAGUUAAUGAACAAGACACUCAGAAGAAGGUUCAAGGUCUUUAUGAGGACACAUGCACACUCAAGAAAGAAAGACCACAACAUCCAGCUAAAGUGCCAAUGAAGCCGGUAUUAAAUAUCCAGCAUUUCACACUCAACCAUGAACCUCAUUCAGAUUCACUCAGAGCCCCAAUAGUAUCCAGUUUGUCAUCUGACAAAGAUGAUCAUCUCCAAUUGGACUCUAAAAAUAGCCAUCUUAAACCCAAGGAGCAAGAGGACAUAAAGACGACAAACGUGGUCCAUGGCAGCACAACACUAGAUACCACAGCUCUAAAUGUACAGAACGAUCAGAGACUUCACCGUGUGCUGACCCUGAACAACAACCACAAUAUCUGUGACCAGAAUGCCGGGGGGCAAUGGAAGUCAUCUCUUUCAUACUCCAAAACUGAUAAAACCAAUGAAUUUCCAGAACAAAAAACUCAGGCGUGUACAAAUGAGACUGUCACAGACAAUCCACUUAUUGAAACCUUAAUUCUGGAAGCAGUAUGUGUGGAAAUAAGAAAGGCUGAGGAUAGUCCAUCUUGUGAUGUCAGUCUGUCUGAGAUAGAUGAGAAGUCAGAGGCAAUUUCAUUUCAUAGUGAAGCACUCGCUUGGUCUGAAGAAGAAAAGGAUUAUCUCGAUGAGGAGAAGAUUGAAGCAGCUCAAGCAAGUAGUUGCUCUUUAGUUUUUGCAGAAGAGUACACUGUUGUACUAGACGAUUUUCAGCCUUAUUUGAACAAUAAACAGGAAGAACGCUGUACACCGCCACAUUACGAAAGACAACCGACUGUAGAGUCGACCCUGUCAGAAAUUCUCUCUCCUGUAGAUGAGGUUUUGUCUUACGGAAGUGCAGAACUCCCUCCAUCCGUUAAAGGAGGAGCCGCAUCAGGUCUUGACAGCUACGGUUGUCCUCCUCCUCCUGCCUUUGAAAUUAUUACAUGGACCAGUGAGGAGGAACUUCCAGCUCCACCUGAUUCUGUGGAAGAUCUCUCAAUUAACAGUGAGAACCUCCCUCCUCUCCCUGUGGACUUCACUCUGAAAAGAAAAGAGUCUCAAAGUCUAGACUCUAACAAUCUGAGGGAAAAGGAGGCAAACGAUGAUACUUAUGGAGCUCUGUGUGAGGACGCAGAGGAAAAUGACUGUUCGGAGUACACUAGCUCACUUCCUGAAGAUGUGAGCAAUGAAAUCUCAGAUACAUUGUCCUCCUUUCAAAUUGGAGACAGAGUUCUUGUGUGUAACUCCAGGCCGGGUGUGCUGAAAUAUAAAGGUCUCGUGGCGUUUGCGAAUGGGUUUUGGGCUGGUGUUUCUUUGGAUGCCCCUAACGGAAACCACGAUGGAACUUUUAGAGGUGUGAAGUACUUUAGCUGUGACAAAAGCCACGGUGUCCUGGUCAGAGCUGAGGACAUUGCACACAUACAAAGAGAACACAGCAGUGAUGUAGAGACGGAGGUGGAUGAAGAUCCCUUCUCAGAUGAGGAGCCGCCUAGGGCAAAGAGAGAUAAACAACAGAAGGACACAUCAUUGGCAGAUGGACGAAGAGGACAUAGUCAGUGUCCUCCUAGAGAUGAGACCAUACCUUCAAAUACUACACACGCACGACAAAAAAAUAAACCUCAGGAAGACACGUCAGGUGGAGCAAGAAACCUUUCACAUCCCUCUGAAAUGCCCUCACCAAGAACCAACUUUGAGCUCCAUCAAAAUAGGCAUCGUGCAGAUACUAAGCUGACAGAAGAGCUGGAUAGAGAUGGAGUUCACUGUCCUCAGGAUAACAGAAAGAGACAUAGAAUUAAAUCAUUGCAUGACAAUCAAUCUACAGAUACUGAUGUCAGAAAAAGUGAGGAUGGCCAUUUUAUGCCAUGUGUCUUGGAGCAGUGGCAUCAGGCCCAACCGGACAUGCCACCAAAUAUAAAGGUGCCGCCCCAUGAAGACAGCAUCGUGUACAGAUUAGUGGAUGCUGCAGUGGAGAUUCUGUGUGGCCAAGCAAAUAAAGACACUCUUGACCUUUAUGAAACACCAAGCUAUUUAAUAGACGAUGAUAGUCGCAAACGUUAUCGGCAGGUGAUCUUUCAGUUAACAUCUGAUGUACUUCAUGAGAUUUGGGGUGAUCUGUUAAGGACAAAACAAUCUGCCCAGAAUAUAGAUGAUCAAUCUGUGAUCACAGCCCUGCAAUCCAGUCAAAUUUCAGUCACAUUUUUAAAGGCUGCCAUGAGAAAAGAGAUACAGAAAAUUCUGAAUUUAGAGCGAAGUGAGCAACAGAUGACAGAGAUGCUCCAAAAACUGUGCAAAUACUGGUAUGCCAAGAGAGACAGAGUGGACUUUAUACUGAUUCAGGAACUUCAUAAUGAGGAGAGAACUUGGCUAGACUAUAGAGCUGAUCAGUACACUGUGAAGAUGCAUCUGACUGAGGAGAUUUUCAGCCUUCUUUUGGAUGACACAAUAUUAGCCAUAAAUAAUAUGUACUUUUCAACCUAA